Messenger RNA from Trachymyrmex cornetzi, 753 nucleotides. RefSeq lists its product as uncharacterized. The transcript is spliced from 5 exons. The record is from RefSeq and is a predicted model, not a curated record. Gene Ontology annotation, biological process: regulation of transcription by RNA polymerase II. Bases 110 to 520 code for a protein of 136 amino acids. Gene Ontology annotation, cellular component: nucleus; transcription regulator complex. NCBI's taxonomy places the organism in Eukaryota, Metazoa, Arthropoda, Insecta, Hymenoptera, Formicidae.
CGCACUUGUUACAUAUCGAUGACAAUAACGUUAUUACGAUGGUUGAAAAGGCUCAAUCAUCAUCGAGUCAUAUAACCGAUUCAGAUGACUAUAUAAUGAAUCUAUAAUUAUGGCAGUCCAAUCAAGACCGGGAUUAUAUGAUCACAGAAUUCCUGUAAAAGAAAGGACACAUUUAAAAAAGCAAAGUCUAUGGAACGAAAUACUCAACAUUGUAGGAGGAAAAGAUGUAGAGAAUGUGCAAAAAAGAUGGAAGCAACUUUGUGAUUGUUACAUAAAGUCAAAGCGGAAGAUUAAAGAAUAUUUGCCAAGCGGAUCGGCUGUGCGUAGCACAAAAAAUGCAAAAUCAACAUUUCGUUUAUAUGAACAAAUGAAGUUCCUUGAUGAUGUUCUGGAUAAAUCAGUAACUGUCAGUAGUUUGCCAGAGAAUACAAGCGAUAUUGCUGAAAAAAUUGAGUUGGCAACUGCAAAUCCUAUACUGAUGACGGUACCUCAACCGUCAACUUCUACUGACAGUCAGUAGUCGCCAAUUAGUGACUCUUUAUCCUUGUCAAGCUACCAACGACGGGCAUCAAAAAAAUCGAGAAAUGAUGAUAACAGCAGUGAUAUAAGAGCAGCAAUUUGCUCAGCCCUUGAAAGUGAGUCUACAAGAAAGGAUGCAGUGGAUGGAUUCCUGCUUCAAAUAGGAGAUCGUCUACGAGUCCUCCCAAUACGAGAGACAUCAAUUUGAGAUACAAACUACAUGCUUGCCAUCAA